Messenger RNA from Stegodyphus dumicola, 593 nucleotides. It is a transcript of the gene crp, whose product is annotated as transcription factor cropped. Gene Ontology annotation, biological process: regulation of transcription by RNA polymerase II. Gene Ontology annotation, cellular component: nucleus. The record is from RefSeq and is a predicted model, not a curated record. NCBI's taxonomy places the organism in Eukaryota, Metazoa, Arthropoda, Arachnida, Araneae, Eresidae. Gene Ontology annotation, molecular function: DNA-binding transcription factor activity, RNA polymerase II-specific; RNA polymerase II cis-regulatory region sequence-specific DNA binding; protein dimerization activity.
AAAGCACUUUUUUAAAAAGAACAGCAUAGUAUAUAUUUCUUUUGGACUUUAAGAAUAUAGCGUAGCAUAUAUUCACCAAAUGAUAAGUUUGGUAAUACAAAUCUUGGAAAUCAUUUAGCACGUGCGCGGAAGGAUAUACGUUUUCCAUCGAUGAACGUUUCCCGCGCAAAAGAAGACAGGCGGUGAAUAAAGGUGUGAUCGAGCGAUCUGUGUAUACGGAUUCGGAGUUGUAUUCUUAAAAAAAAAAAAGAAAAACAACUCCAAGGAUUCACCAUACCUUCUUCAAUAGAUCUGGAUUACAGAAUGGCAUUUUAUCAUCGGAAUGGAGAAAGAAAGAGAAUUGCACAUGAUUUUCGACGGCAGGAAGAAGAAGUUGUCGGCAGCUUGUGCAGGCUAGGCAACCGCCCUAUAUCUCCAAAGAGCCUACUGGAGCAAGAAAAGAGGAUACGAAGAGAAAUUGCUAAUAGCAAUGAGAGGCGGCGGAUGCAGAGCAUUAAUGCUGGAUUCCAGGCCUUGCGAUCUCUUUUACCACAUCGCGAAGGCGAGAAGUUAAGCAAGGUAAAAACAAAAAUUUUUAGGAAUUGUGGUGGAAG